This is a messenger RNA of Phytophthora nicotianae INRA-310, 1568 nucleotides long. RefSeq lists its product as hypothetical. NCBI's taxonomy places the organism in Eukaryota, Oomycota, Peronosporomycetes, Peronosporales, Peronosporaceae. The transcript is spliced from 7 exons. Bases 428 to 1444 code for a protein of 338 amino acids. Gene Ontology annotation, biological process: protein peptidyl-prolyl isomerization. Gene Ontology annotation, cellular component: cytoplasm. The record is from RefSeq and is a predicted model, not a curated record. Gene Ontology annotation, molecular function: protein binding; peptidyl-prolyl cis-trans isomerase activity.
GCUCAGAUCAUGGCUACAUUCCAACAUGUCCGACUCGGAACCAGAAGAGCAGCCGCAGAGCUCGAGUGUGAGCGCCGCCGACCUCCCGCGCUGCAUUGAGUGCUGUGGCCGUGGCGUUGGGCUGGUCACCAACCCGCAGAAGCUCUGCACACACUGUGCUCGCGUGACCAAGGCUUUCUUCGACCCAGACACCAACAAAUUCUGCAGAGACGAAGGAUUCAUCGACAUAUCGCCUAAGGCCGAUGGCGGCGUUCUCAAGAAGGUGGCUACAUAGUAUUUUUUUUUUCUAGUAUUUUAGGUAUGCAGAACUUAAUGGUACUAUGUUACCUUUGUAUGCUCGUUCUAGAUUAUUAAGGAGGGGGAACUGAGUGACAAACUGAGGCUGGAGGAAGGCUGUCCGACGUUCGUGCAGUAUGUGGGAAAGCUCAUGGAUGGAUCCAUCUUCGACACGACUCGUGAUGUCAUUGACGGGAAGCACGUGGGCGGUACAGAUGACCCGUUCGAGUUCCAGUUGGGUCGAGAGAAGGUGAUUAAGGGCUGGGAUAUCGGUGUGGCGACCAUGAACGUGGGCGAGAUUGCGCGAUUCAUCAUUGCUCCGGAGUACGGAUACGGCCACGAAGGUUUCGCGCCCAAAGUGGAGCCGGACGAGACUCUCGACUUUGAGAUCGAGCUACUGAGCUUCAAGGACCCGCUGCCUCGAUUCCCGACCCAAGCCGAGCUCGCAGAAUCUCGCAAGAAGCAGCACGAGGAGGACAAGAAAAUGCUCGAAGAAAACCCGCCCCCUACUGUUGAUGAGCGCAUCGAGAGCGCAUUGGAGCAGAAGGAGAAGGGUAAUGCAUUGAUCGCCAAGAAAGACUACGACCAAGCGCAAAAGUGCUACGACUCAGGAUUCGUGCAUAUUUUCUAUGCGAAGGAGGAGUGGGAAAACUUUGUGUCCCAGGAAGACAAGGACAAGAUCAACAAAGUGAAGCUAGUGUUGUAUCUCAACCGCGCGUUGUGUAAGAUCAAGCUCAUGAAGAUCGAGGAUGCACUCUGGGAUUGCGACCAAGCCAUCCUGCUCGACCCGAAGAACAGUAAGGGCCAUUUCCGUCGCGGUCUUGUGUUCACUGAGAAGCUCAAGGCUGAGCUGGAAAAGGAAAAGCAGGGCGAGUUCUGGAUUGUCGACAAGGGUUUCGAGUACGCACACGAGGCCGAAAAGAGUCUGGAGAAGGCUAAGGAGCUCAUUGGUGACUCCAGCGACGGGAAGAUGCAGCACGCACUGGCUGACCUCAAGCGGAGUCAUGCGUUGUUGAAUAAGUACGCAGCUAAGUACAAAGAGGAGGAGAAGAAACUGUACAAGGAGAAGAUCUUUGAUCGUCUGCAGGCCAAGAACAAGGAGCUCGAGAAGCAGGAGAAGCUCAAAGCAGAAGCCGAAGAGUUCGACGACAUGCCUGCACUCGAGUAAGCGACGUCAUCUGUUGAUAUCACGUCGAGAACGUUGAAUUUUUUUUACAUUUUAGUUGCAUUUCAAAGUGCUACGAGCUCCUAUGAUUCAGUCUCACUUCCUUACAGGCCGUGCUCGUCGUCAG